UAUUAACCUUUUAUUUAGUCAUUAUUUAGUCGUUAUUUAUUCGAUUGGUCUUUUGGCUAUAAUCGAUUCGAAUGAACUCGUCCAGUAAUACGCUAUAAUACGUAGUACUUACGUGCCUCAAUUAUGUCAUCAUCAGCAAUUACUCAUUUUCAUAGAGUUCCCAAUGAACUAAGAUAAAAUUUGAUUGAUAUAUUUGAACGAUAUAAGAUUAAUAAACGUGACAUUUAUUUUUUCAUCAUUUACAUCUCAAAGAUAUUUGUUUCGAUAGAGAUAAUAUUCUUUUUGAAUAAAAAUUCAUUUGAGAGAGAGAAUCAUGAUAAGAAGGCACGUUUAUCUCUUUGGUUAAUUUCCUGUUUCCGAUAUUUUCCACCGAUAAAGCCAGACAGGUUCUUACCAGGCUGUUCGUUCUUUCGUUUGCUAGUUCUAUAAAACAUAACCUAUAGUGGUUACAAUUUACGAGGUUCAGGUAUAUUCGCUGCCGUAAGCGAUACACGUACAGGUACAUGGAUACGUACAAUUUCUAUGUGUGCGUAUAUAUACAUUUAUAGUCGAGGAUGUUGGAUGACGAUUGGCGGCUUGUAACAUGGCCGACCGAUGCGCAAGUCGAGUUGCGCAGCUGACAAAUUUUGUCAAACUUCUGUAUUACUGUAUGACUGUUAUAUAGAGUGUUACAAAUCAUUUCGUGAUUGAAUCACUUUGUUCUCGACUUUUGAACAAUGUAUCAUCUAAAAGUAUCGCGUUUACCUUAUUUGUUGUUUGAGCCUUGUGAGAAUAUAUAAGAGUAUAGAGCGUAAAAGCGAAAGGUGGAAGAGUGAGUGCAAGAUAGAGAGAAGGAAGGAGGCGUUAAAAGGAGGACUCGUUUAGAGGGAGGAAAGUGCUAACGUGUAGAGAGGGAAGAGAAGGAGAGAGAAAGAGAAGCAGAGUGGCCGAUCUGCUUAUUUCGAGAAACAUACCUUUACCUGUUAACCGUUGUCAUAGAUUUUAAGAAGAGACCAAAUUAGUGAAUUCUUUCAUUAAGCAGUAAAAGAAAAUCGAAGUGGGAAGGAUACGAAUCAUAUUUUCAUUUCUAUCUUAUCGUAUCGAGACGAGACUAUGCACGGAAAAAGAAAUUCGUAAAGGUAACAAGGAACGAUCGAAGGGAGACGACAACGAAAAAUCAUAAUAACGAAGAUAAAGAUUUCUUUCCAUCGUAGAAACAUGCUAAUUCGUCUGUCACGAGGAGGCGUGACGAGUCGUAGGUCGCAAGAGUUUCGAGCACGAUUCUUCUCGUGACCGAAUUCUGAGGUUCGGGUGUGUACGAAGUACACGGUGCGUGCCUAAGUACGAAAUCAAGAAGAAACGAUUUAUCGAGAUUAUCCUCGAUGAGAUAUACAAUACCGCGUGCGAGUUUCUAUCUUCCUCUUCCGCAUUUUUUCUCGACACUCUAUCGCUAAAGAAUAUUAUUACGUCCUCAAGGCUAUUUUGGAAUAGAGUUCACACUGUCUGGUUCGUCCAAGAUAUUCGGCUAUGGUUGUAGCCAGUGGUGGAUGGGUACAAAAUGCCAAUUAUCCUGCUGCUCAGAAUAAUAACAAUCUGAGCUUGAGCAACAUGCAGGACAAUAAGAUGGCACCGAAAGUUGUCCUGAUUUGCAGGGACAACUCUCAUCCGUUUCAAGAACGUACGUUGACUUUGGAAGAACCUGUGAAAAUAGGUCGUUCAGUGGCCAGAGUAAGGGCUGCUCCAAAUAAUGCGAUCUUUGACUGUAGAGUGUUGUCAAGGAAUCACGCAUUGCUUUGGUAUACCGGUGGAAAAUUUUAUUUACAAGAUACUCGUAGUAGCAAUGGAACAUUCAUUAACAAUCAAAGGUUAAGUACUUCAGGCUUAGAAUCUGCAGCCGAAGAAGUAUGUUCAGGAGAUAUAGUUCAAUUUGGAGUGGAUGUAGUAGAGAAUACAAAGAAAGUAACGCAUGGUUGUAUAGUGGCAACAAUAAAGCUUUAUCUGCCGGAUGGUAAAGAAGCUAAAGCUAGUCUUAGCACAUCUGUUACACCGGUAGGUAGUAAUGUUUCCUUAGAGGAUUUAUAUAAAUUGUAUCAAGUUAUACAAGAAGCUUCUAGGAGGGAAAAGGCGCUUAAUUCUAAACUAGGACAUCUUCAACAAUUGGUAGAAAAUAUUCGAAAAGUUACUAAUCAGUCAUGGAAAGCAUUGAUAACGGAAGAUCGUUUGUUAUCAUGGGUUGAAACUGUGGAAAAUCAACUGGUUGUUUAUUCUAAAAAUUACACAGAAGAUAAGAUUAGAAAUGAACUUGUAAAACUUCAAGAGGAAAAAGCACAAUAUCAAAAUACAGCAAAGGAAGCAUUGCAGAAAAUUUUGCAAGAAAAGCUGGAAAUUGCUAAAAGACUAGUGCAUGUAGAAACUCAAUUAAGCGAAACUGAAGAAGAAAAUCAGAGUUUGCACAGUGUUUCAAAAUAUACUCAAAAUGAAUUGCAAGAACUUAGUGUCAAAUAUACAGAAGUACAAAAGAAACUCCAGGAAACGACGAACAAACUUUUGGAAACUGAAGAAAAAUUAAAAGUAGUGAAGCAAAAUGCAGAACAAGAGAUACAAGUUAUAUUAAAAACAUUGGAACGUCAAGAGGCAAAAGAACAAAACUUGUUGGCAAGAUUACAAAAGUCUAGAUUAAGUUCGGUUAAUAUUCUUAAGCAGAUCACUGCCUUGAGAAAUUAUAUGCAAACUCUGCAAGAUAUGGAUCCAAAAUUAGUUACAAGUGAACAUUUUGAUUCAAAAGAUGGAGAAAAUCCUAUUGAUGCUAUUAAUGCAAUUUUGAAUAAAUUAAAUUCUAUUAGUGCUGGCAAUAUAGAAAUGGAUUCUGAAAGUAAUUUUAAAGAAGAACAAGAUAAUCAAUUUAAUUUACAAGAUAUAGAUUCUAAUCAAUUGAAAGUAGUAAAUUCUGAAUCAUUUAGUUCAAAAGAGAAAUUAGAUGACUUGGCAGUGGGAAAUGAUAAUUUAACAGAAUAUAUUUUGCCGCCUCCAUCUAGGAGAACAUUAGUAAAUGGAAAUGCUAAUUUAGACAAUUUGGAUAUUAAUUCGGAUGCUGAUAUAGAUUCGGAUGCAACGGAUGAAACAUGCAGUGUUGCUAGUGAUGAUGUUAGCAUAAAAUCGACUAUAGAAAACAAGAAAGAAGAACAUGCCUUUGGAGAAAUUAAAGAGAUAUUUGUACCACAUAAAACGGAAGUUAGAUUUGCGUCCAAUGAAAAUGGCGAGCAAUUAGAAGUUUAUUAUGAGCCAACGGAACAAACAGAAAAGGAGAACGAAUUAUUAGAAAAAGCAAGUGAUACCGUAGAUUCUGAAAAGUCUUUCAGAGAAGUAGAGAAUAUAACAACAGAAAAAUAUGAACAAAUUGAAGAGAAAAAUGUCAACGAAAAAGUUGACUUAAAUAAAGACUGUGACGAAGAUCAUCUAGAAGGAGAUUAUAUUAAGACAUUAAAGCCUAUGACUAAGAAUGAAAGUAUGCAACAGAGUUUGCAUUCAAAAGAAUAUAUAUUGCACACUCUAAUUGGAUCUUUAGAUUCUUUAAAAGGUGAAGACAGCCUGGAAGCACAACAAGUGGUCAAGCAGGAAUUAGAAGAAUUAAGAGACUCGUUGAUUCAUGAACCAACUGAGAUCAUUAUGGAUAGGUUGAAGGAAUUGUAUUAUCGUGCGAAAAAUGAGGCUCAAAGGAUGCAGGAAGUUAAUGAAGAAUUAGUAAUAGUGAAAGAAAAGUACAAUGCCUUUUUAGAUGAAAGAGGAGAACUAUUAAAAAAAUAUACCACAUUAAAGCAACAGUGUGGUGAUCUGCUAAAUGCAACCUACACUGUGCCAAUACAUUAUGUUGUUCCCAUUGUAAUAGCGUUAGUCUGCAUGUUGCUAGAAAAAAUCUUCUAAUGUUUUUUGCUUUUGUAAAUAAUUUUCUCUAUGAGAAGUAAUAUAUCUCCUUUUUAAUUUUUUAUCUACAGUAAUAAUAAUAAUAUUAAUAAUAAUAAUAAUUAAUAAUAGUAAUAAAAAAAAAAAAAUAACAAUAUUAGCUAUAAUAUGUGGUGCAAUCACAAACUCAAGUUUUAUUCUGUAUAACUGUAGAAGUGGAUUUAGGUCUGGAAAAUUUAUAAUCUCUAUUUGAGAAAUUUAACGUUUUUUUAUAUGAUUAAGAUUAAACAAAUUUGUAAAUAGUAUGAUAUACAAAUGAACGUAUCCAUAAAGAACCAAAUUCAGGAAUUUUUCAGUUUUUACUUUUUUUUUUGUCUUUUUUUUUCUUUUUUUUUUUUGUCUUUUUUUUUUUUUAAAUUCUUUUGGAGGAAUGAAAAAUCAAAGGCAGUAUUAUAUAUUCUAUGGACAUAUGCAUUGUGUAUCGAUUUAAAAUGAAACUACGGCUAGAUGGAACAUAUUUAGAGAAGAAACUAGACAAUACCACUGAAAAUGUUCAAUAUGCUGCCAAUCUGAAUAAUCAUAUCUUUUCAAAGUUGUGGUGGCAUUUAGUAUCGGAUUACAAUGCCACACGCUUCGUGUUAACACGUCGUCGCGAUUAUUUAUAAUGCAACGUCUUCGUUGGAUCGAUCAAUGAAUGGCAAGUGGCUAUGACACAAAAUUAACUGAGCAAAGUGUGUUCAUCAAUAUAUUAUCUCAUUAUUUUCCGUUUAUUGUAUGUCUUUUCUUUUUUUGCCUGAGUAUGAAAGUAACAAAUAAACAAACAAACAAAAAAAGAAAAAAGGAAAAAGAAUAUAGACAAAAAAGAGUCUUAUUUUACAAUCGACUAUCACGUUGAGAUCACGCAUGCGAACAAAUUUUUAUAAAAUGUGUUGUGCGGUGGCUGUAAAUCUUUCUUCUUUUUCUUCUUCUUCUUCUUCUUCAAGAUUUCUUAUCGCAAAAUUUAUCUUACCCAAAUUACCGUUUCAUCACCGAUAUCUAUUACAUGUAUACUCAUUCAUACACACACACACACACACAGAUAUACAAUCUUUUUGAAAUUAAUAGUUUAAAGUUCACUUUUUUCUUUCUUUUUUUUUUUUAUUUUUUUUUUAUUUUUUAUUAUUUUUUUUUUUUAUCUUUCAUAUUAUCAUUUAUAGAUGGAGUAUCGUUUCAUAAUACAUAUGGCACGUGUUCAGUUGUUUGUAAAAAGAUGUGUUGCGUAGUUUUUCACCGCAAGCGUGCUUCGUGCACAGGCAUGUUAUUGAUUGAGUUGUUUAAAAUAAAAUUGAUUUUGUAAUGGUACCGCAAGUUCUAUUUAUCGAUAGUGUAUAAUUACGAUUAUCUAUUUAUCUAUGCGUUCUUAAUCAAUGUGUUUUUGUCUACGCGGAUUGUGCAAAAGCUUUAAAUGCUCACUAUUUUCGAAUUUAAUUAUUAUUUAAAUAAUACAUUUUUCGUAUAUUUUUAUUUUUUUUUAUUUUUUUUUUUUUUAUAUAAAUAUGCACGCUCGAUCUAUAUCUUCAUUUGCAUUGAUAUCAUCAUAUUAGAAAGCAUAUCUAAUCGACCGACCUAAUAAUUAUUAAGCAGAUUAUUCUCAUAUACUUGUAGAAUUUUUUUAAAGCUAAUCGGUACAAGGAUUUUUCAAUCCUACAGCGAUAAAAAGAAAAUGAUCUAGGCAUCUAUUCAAAAAAAAAAAAAAAAAAAAAAAAAGAAAAAAAGAAAAAAAGAAAAAAAAAGAAAAAAAAGAAAAACGAAAAAAAAAGAAAAAAAAUAAAAGGAAAAAAAAAUUGAUAAAAAGAAAAAGAAAAUAUAGAAAGACAGAUUUCCGAAUUGUACACUUUUCCAUUGAAUUCUUUUUAUAUGAAUAUAAUCGAAUUUAAUCGUACCUUGAUUCAUUAGUUUUAAUUAGAGUGCCAUUGCUCGAUCAACAUUUUCCGUGUUAAAAGAAUUAUUAAAGAGACGUAAUUAUAAGAGAGAAAGAAAAGAAAAAAAGAAAGAAGAGAUUGGAUUAUAAAUAUAUUCUCGAUUUUUGUCUUUCGAGAGAAAGAAAAUCAAAUAGUCUCUCACGAUUGUCACUUUCGUCACUUGAAUUUAAAAAGAAAGACAAGAGAAUCGUGGAAAUUUAUAUAGCAAAUCCUACUUGUACAUAAUAUUGUUGAUAUAACCUUAAUACUAAUGUAUAAGUCAUAAAAAAUAAAAAUUAACUUAAUUGAGAA
Messenger RNA from Vespa crabro (European hornet), 6131 nucleotides. RefSeq names its product sarcolemmal membrane-associated protein (gene Slmap). Bases 1507 to 3900 code for a protein of 797 amino acids. The record is from RefSeq and is a predicted model, not a curated record. NCBI's taxonomy places the organism in Eukaryota, Metazoa, Arthropoda, Insecta, Hymenoptera, Vespidae. The transcript has a single exon. Gene Ontology annotation, molecular function: protein binding.